Molecule: messenger RNA, 3252 nt
Organism: Penicillium oxalicum
Lineage: Eukaryota; Fungi; Ascomycota; Eurotiomycetes; Eurotiales; Aspergillaceae
Product: sulfate transporter family protein
Exons: 5
Coding region: 1-3252 (1083 amino acids)
Cellular component (GO): membrane
Source: RefSeq, a predicted model, not a curated record
AUGGGCGUGCUUCAACCUCGAGGGCGGCGUGAUUCGCGCGCUUCAGCUCUCUCACGCAGCUUGGGUUGGGAUCGUGGUCGGGAUCCGGAUGCAUCGAUCGCGCCAGAAUCCCUCGUGGAACAUGCGCAUGCCAAUUUGGGCAGCUCCGCGGGAGCCGGAACAGAGGCCAGCAGCUACAAUGCCUCCAGCAUGAGAACUCCCAGUCGCUCCUUUUAUCACCGAUCUUUUAAUGCCCCUACCGACACCGCCCACUAUGCAUCAAGUGGAUUGCGUGAACAGACGGCUGAAUUAGCAACAUACGGCCUCUCUCUCAAUAGAAGACAAUCGCGGGGGAAAACUAGCUUAGCGCCGAGUCUGGACAUCUUUCGCAGUCAAAUCCAACAAUCACCAUCGGCCUCGCAGGAUGGCGUGGCCAGCUCAUACCUUCUCGGGGAAGAUGACGAUUCGAAUUCCCAGGCCGUGCUCCUAGAUCCUUCGACUGCCUCGGCAUCAUCGGCAUUGACACAAAUGAUCCAGCAUCCGAAUCACGAUAUGGAUCACACUGCCAAACCAGUAGAAGACGCCCCCUUUUCGCACCUGUCGACUAUUGAUGAUGAAUCCGAGACCCGCGAAACGGAGACUACCUCAUUGCUAUCCAAGGUCCGAUCUAAAUCCUUGCACCAGUAUGGCGCGACGGAGGACGUGGAAGGUCUGGGCCGGCCAGCUCAGCGGGGGCCGAACGCGGCAGUUCAGGGCAUCGCAGCAGUGAGAGAGUGGUCAAGCAUUCUGGCGAACCCGAAAGCUUGGGAUCGGCGAGCGAUCUGGAGGAGCGGCGUUGUUCAUCCUCUGAGUCUGCUCCCCGCGGUCAUUCUUGGUCUCCUUCUCAACAUCCUCGACGCGCUCUCCUACGGCAUGAUUCUGUUCCCCCUCGGUGAACCAUUGUUCGCACACCUCGGGGCAGAUGGAAUUUCCAUGUUCUACGUCAGCACGAUCAUCUCCCAGGUAGUCUUCUCCAGCGGAGGGUCCAUCUUCAAGGGGGGAAUCGGCAGUGAGAUGAUUGAAGUGGUCCCGUUCUUCCACCAAAUGGCAUUUACCAUCAUGGACCGGAUAGGCAAAGACAAACCACAAUCGGUCAUUGCCACCACGAUCCUCGCCUUCUCGGCCAGUUCCGUGCUGACAGGUCUGGUCUUCUUCCUGAUGGGCGCCUGUGGUCUCGGAUCACUGAUCGGAUUCUUUCCUCGCCAUAUCCUGAUCGGCUGUAUCGGUGGGGUGGGCUACUUCCUUCUGCAGACGGGGGUGGAGGUCUCUGCUCGCCUCCCGGGUUCUCUCGAAUACAAUCUCGGCACUCUCCAAAAGCUCUUCCAGCUCGACACCUUUCCACUUUGGAUGAUACCCCUUUUCCUUGCCAUUGCUCUCCUUGUUUUGAAGCGUUUCGUACGAUCUAAUUUCCUUGUCGGUGCCUACUUUAUUGGUGUAGCCGUGAUUUUCUAUAUCGUGAUUCUCAGUGCCCGAAUCUCGAUGCCAACUUUGCAUCACAAAGGUUGGGUGUUUGAUGCACCAUCCUCUAACCAUCCGUGGUACCACUUCUAUACUCUAUAUGAUUUCUCGGCAGUGGACUGGGUGGCUUUCCUAGACACCAUUCCCGCCAUGUUCGCACUGACCUUUUUCGGAGUUCUCCACGUGCCGAUCAACGUUCCAGCGCUCGGCAUCUCCACCGGGGAGGACAAUCUUAACGUGGACCGAGAGCUGAUGGCACACGGUGUCACCAAUGCCUUGUCGGGCUUCGCAGGGAGCAUUCAGAACUAUCUGGUGUAUACCAACAGCCUCUUGUUCAUUGCAAGCGGUGGGAACUCCCGUCUGGCCGGUCUCAUGUUGGCCGCUGCCACGGCCGGGAUCAUGUUCAUCGGGCCGGUCAUCAUUGGUUACAUCCCAGUGAUGGUCGUCGGCGCCUUGAUCUUCUUGCUCGGUAUUGAACUCUUGCAGGAAGCCCUGGUUGACACAUGGGGCAAGCUGACGAGACUGGAAUAUUUGACGGUUGUCAUCAUUGUUGUGACCAUGGGCGCAGUGGACUUUGUGAUGGGCAUUCUGGUUGGAAUUAUUCUGGCCUGUGUGAAUUUUGUCGUCCAGACCUCCCGCAAAUCUGCCAUCCGUGCGACCUUUUCUGGAGAGAUUGCUGGAUCCACGGUCCGUCGGCCACCAAUCCAGCAACAGUUCCUCCGAGAAGCUGGACGGCAGACGUUGAUCAUGAAGCUGGGGGGCUAUCUCUUCUUUGGCACAAUUGUCAACGUCGAGAACACGAUGCGCGGGCUGAUUGAAGAGGAGGCUUUUUCGCAACAACCAAUCCGCUUCCUCAUUCUUGAUUUCUCACGCGUGUACGGUCUUGAUUUUUCUGCCGCCGAAGCGUUCACGCGCAUCAACCGGGUGCUACUGAAGCGAAAUGUUCAAACAGCUAUCUCUGGUCUGAACGUCGAAGGCGAGGUCGGUAAGUCUCUUCAGAAUGUUGGCCUCUUCGAGCCUGAGUCUGGCGUCCCGAUCUUCGAAGACCUCAAUGCCGCCCUUGAAUUUUGCGAGAACAAUUACCUCAAGAUCUUUUACGAUCAUCAAGAAGCAUUCAUCCGCACCCCCUUGGGGACAACGACUCCGGAGACCGUCAUUGAAUGUGAACCCCAGUCGCCGCUCCCUGUGCCUCAAAUCCCCAAUGCAAGCCUGGCCGAUGGCAUGGUGAGUUCCCCACGUGGGCAAUACCUCCAACGAGUAGCGACCAGCACCCUCCGUGACCACGAACAUCAGACGACAUUGAUGGCUGCUCCCGCCUGGUCGUUAAUGCGCCAACCCCUUCCACUCCUCCUUCAAACCUUCCAGGGUCUUUCGACUCAGAACGAAGACUUCUGGUUCCCCGCAUGUGCAUACUUCUCCCGCAAGUCAUACCCAGCAGAAGCGGUCUUGUAUCACGAAGGAGAGGUCCCUCGCGCCUUUUAUCUCCUCGAAUCUGGCAUGCUCCGUGCCGAGUACAACCUACCGCAGGGCCGAUACUUUGAGCUUAUCGUCGCCGGUCGGCCAUGUGGUGAAUUGCCUUUCUUCAGUAACACACGGCGCACUGCCACCGUCAAGGCGGAGCACGAUUGCGUGGCUUGGUGUCUAAGUGAUGAGCGCUGGAAAGCACUGCAGGAGGAAGAGCCCCGGAUUGCAAGGGAGUUGCUUACCGUGAGCUUGAAGCUGACGACGGAGAGGAUGGACAGCAUUACUUCAUAUGUGUUAACUAUGGCGGCUUAA